Molecule: messenger RNA, 899 nt
Organism: Populus nigra (black poplar)
Lineage: Eukaryota; Viridiplantae; Streptophyta; Magnoliopsida; Malpighiales; Salicaceae
Exons: 2
Coding region: 69-674 (201 amino acids)
Source: RefSeq, a predicted model, not a curated record
UAUUGUCUCUUCGUGCCAUCUUACCUUGAUAAAACAAGUAGGAAAAUUUUGCUACAAACACAAAGAAGAUGAGCUACUUUAGCGGCUGCAGCAAUCUUGUGACGAUGAUGAAUUUCAUAAUUUCCACCAUCUUCAUCAUCUUCACCAUCACCCUUCAAGCAUCAACAGCUAAAGCAGAGAACCCAUUACAAGAAUUUUCAAGUAGAGAAGAGUUGGUGCAGUGGGCUGGUUAUGGAGAGGAAAAGCUAUCGACUGUGCUAGUCACAGGCACGGUUCUCUGUGAGGCUUGUUUGCAUGGUGAAAAUCAACUUCAUGCAUGGCCAAUAUCAGGUGCUUUGGUGAACGUCGAAUGCCACACCAGUACGAAGCGGAGCAAGAAAAGUUCUGCACAAGCUAUCACAGAUGAAUAUGGAGAUUUCCUAAUUGAUCUACCUUCCCACCUCCAUGGAAUUCCCCACUUGGAAAGAAUAUGUUCAGUUAAGGUUCUAAGAUUACCACAGAACUCGGUAUGCAGACCAGCUCAUGCCAGGAAACAGAAGGCACUGAAAUUAUCAUCAGUCGGGAAUGGCAUCCGUAAUUACAGUGCCGGGGAGAUAAAAUUCCUUCAAGUAACAUCUAAGCCUUUACAAGCAUGCAACGAGAGAGGAAGCAGCGAUAAGCAGAUUGCAUGGUAGGUGGCCAGCUUAUAAGAAGAUUGGGAUACAAGAACAGGACCUCAUUUCGAUGGCGCUACAGUCACAGCAUUGAGUAUCAUGGUUCAAUACCUUUCUUUCUACCAGGUGUAAAAUACACAUGAGUGGCAACUACAUGUAAAUAGCAUGUAGAUAAAUAAUGAUAUCUUGUACUGUAAAAAAGCUUGGAGUGAUUAUAAUCAUACAAACAAAAUUGUCCAUCAGAAA